AUGAUUUCAAUAAAUCAGCCACUGAUGUGAUGAUAAUGAUGAUUCGUUUCCGUAGAAACGACCAUUUCCUUUUUUUUGAAUAUUAGAGUAUCAACAAUAAAUCGAUUAUUCAAUUUGUUCAUAUAUUUAAAAUUUUGGUGGCCAUUUUGAUAAAGAUAUCUGGAACGGAUUUGGUUUUGAUGGCCAUUAUUUUAUUGAAAAUAAAUACGUGCAAUUGUUUAUAAUAAACAACAUUCAAACCACUUAUUCGAAUUUCUAAUUUUUGACUCAGUGGCCUAAUGUAUGAAAGAGUUCAAAGUUCAUCUUCACCUUGUUAUAACUAUAUAUAAUUAUCAUAACAAACCUAAAAAAAACCUUUGAACACUUUCUUCCUCAAAAAAAGCUUGCCAUCAUCAUCAAAAAAAAACGACCAACCCGAAAUCGUUUUUGCCUGUUCAAAUAGAUUUCGAUUCGUUUCGAACAAACAUCAUUAACAUCAUUUUCAUUACAAGUGUUGGCAUUCAUAAUAAUCUCAUUCAUAUUCGCUUGGUUAAAUGGUUACCAUUGUCUUCAUUGACUAGUCAUCAUCAUUUUGUUAGAUAAAUUUUAUUCAGAAUGUUCACUAUUCGUUGCCUAGUCCAACUGAUUUGUCUUUUUGCUUUAUCAAUAAAUGGCUACAUAACCUCUGAUAAUGAUAAUGCAAGAUCAUUUACUACAAUGAAUCAACGACCUUUAUACAACAUUGGUCACAUGUGUAAUUCAAUCAAAAAGACAAUGGAUCAUAUCGGACGUGGUGCAAAUGCUGUCGAAGUGGAUGUUACUUUCAAACCGGAUGAUAUAUAUCUAUUUCAUGGUUAUCCAUGUGAUUGUUUUCGUUAUUGUUGGGAUCGUGAAUUGCUUUCUAAUUAUCUUAGAUUCGUGCGACAGGCAACAACACCCGGUCAUCCUAGAUAUCAUCCACAAUGGGCUAUACUGUAUUUUGAUAUUAAAUUGAAAUCAUUUUCGAAUGAAGAAAAACGUGAACACGGUGUACGAUUUGCCAAUCAUAUGGCAUCGUUUUUCUUCAAUGAAAUUCCCGUCAAAUCUACCAUACGAUUUAUUAUUGCCAUAUCAUACGCUGAUGAUGAUGACUUUAUCUAUGGUUUUAUCAAUCAGCUCAAAGAAUUGGGACUUUAUGAUUCCUAUAGAAACUUUUUAGGAUUCGACAUAGGUAUAGAAAAAGAUGUCGACCGUGCACGGGCCAUUUGGAAUCAAUUAAAUAUUACAAAUGUAUGGCAAGGAGAAGGCAUUACCAAUUGUAUUAAUCCAAUUGCUGGCCAUCAAUUAGAAAAAUUGGUUCAUAUUCGUGAUAGCCCAAUGACUUAUUUUUCUAAAGUUUAUCGAUGGACAAUAGAUCUUACUGAUUCACUUCGAUCUGUUCUACAACAUCAGAUCGAUGGCGUUAUGACUAAUCAUCCGGAACGUGUUCUUCGUAUUAUCACAAGAGAUCCAGAAUUAUCUCGAAUAUAUCGAUUGGCAACGAUCAAAGAUGAUCCAUUUAAACGAAUACGUGCCAAUAGUAGACCAGAUGGACGAAAUUGGAUUCCCAAUUAUACUAGCCACGGAAAAGUAACACGAGCCAUUGCCGAUUUCACCGAUUCAUUUCGUUAUUACAUUCGUGAUAUCAUGAAAUCAAUUUUUUAGGCAUAUAAUCAGAAAAUGUGUAUAUUAUUAUUUUUGCCAAUAUGUUUCAGUAAUUUUUUUUUUUGGUUCGAAAAUCGUUUUAUUAAAUUAUAUCAAUGAAAAAUAAA
Molecule: messenger RNA, 1769 nt
Organism: Dermatophagoides farinae (American house dust mite)
Lineage: Eukaryota; Metazoa; Arthropoda; Arachnida; Sarcoptiformes; Pyroglyphidae
Source: RefSeq, a predicted model, not a curated record